Messenger RNA from Sycon ciliatum, 1009 nucleotides. Its product is annotated as biogenesis of lysosome-related organelles complex 1 subunit 5-like. The record is from RefSeq and is a predicted model, not a curated record. The transcript is spliced from 5 exons. Gene Ontology annotation, cellular component: BLOC-1 complex; transport vesicle. Bases 45 to 488 code for a protein of 147 amino acids. NCBI's taxonomy places the organism in Eukaryota, Metazoa, Porifera, Calcarea, Leucosolenida, Sycettidae.
AUACGAAUAAAGCAACGCAGCACGUGGCGCAUGUGCAAGAGAAAAUGGCGGCCACUGAUGAAGUCAGCCGAGAUGUUGGACAUGUUUUCAUGCGCCUCUUUGAUCACAAAGCUGCUUUGCAAGGACAGCAGCGCUUCUUUGUAAAAGAAUUCGAGACCAAGCGCGGCUUCCGGGAAGUCAAGCGUCUUGAACAGCAUAAGGUAGCGACUCAGACAUGCAAGGAUGUUCUAUCUGCUGAACUUGUCACAGAUCUACUGCCUCAGAUUGCAGAAUACAACUCCAAAGUUUCAGACCUGUCUGAUAGUCUAAUUGCUCUUGUUUCCGGGAGAAGCAUCGAAGCGAUAGAGAAAGGAUGUAAUAAAGAAAAACUGGGAGAAGACUGGCAAUUGUUCAUGGAUGAGCUCAGCGAGAAGCGCCGUCAAUACGAUGCGGAUAUCGAUCAGGAACUGGCAGCAACAAGAAAACGCCUGGAGGAGCUAAGGUCAUAGCAAGCGUAUGUAACCGGCGGUUAUGUACUCCUUUUCAUAGUAAGGAAAGCUGUGUGAACUCUUUUUAAUUUCGUGUCUUUAUUGCUAUACCCUCGGCAAGCAUUGUCCUCUCUGAUCCACAUCGUAAAUCCCUCUGUAACUACUGGUACAUUCGUUGUAUUGUGUGGAAAUCUUUGUUGACGCGCUACCAAGCCACGUGUGUAGCCACGUGGGGGUGCCGUCCACUCAACUGCUGGGAAUUGAGCUAAAAUUCAAGCCGUUGCUGUAACCUUCGGCUCCGUGUAACAUAUUUUCUAUCCGCAUAAAACUAUCUUUCAUGCUAUCAUGACACCUUUCAUAGCUCUUGAAGAAAUCCCAACCCUCAAAGGGGUUUCUUUGCGUACCCGAAACUUACAUUCUUGAGGUCCAAAUAAUUCAUUUGACUUCAAGAGAUAUUCGCUAUUUUACUAUAAUUAUGUCUCACUACAGUGCUGUGUAUAUGACUGCAUUCGUUUUUCCGUGCGGAAAUACUUCAUUAUGAA